Messenger RNA from Amoebophrya sp. A25, 178 nucleotides. The record is from the annotation of a GenBank genome assembly. Lineage: Eukaryota; Dinophyceae; Syndiniales; Amoebophryaceae.
AACAUCAAAACCCACAUUGAGAAACGCGGAUGGACGGAACAUUCAGCCCGACGGGCUUUGGCUUUUGCGGCGCGCAAACGCAUCCAAGACGGCACGCACGCAGACCUACCAGUCUUCCUCCAGCAACGCGGUUGGGACGGACCGCACCAGCUACGCAACUACGCGUGCGACUACAAGG